Athalia rosae (coleseed sawfly) is the source of this 2256-nucleotide messenger RNA. Its product is annotated as delta(24)-sterol reductase-like. Bases 575 to 2098 code for a protein of 507 amino acids. Gene Ontology annotation, cellular component: membrane; cytoplasm. The transcript is spliced from 6 exons. Gene Ontology annotation, molecular function: Delta24(24-1) sterol reductase activity; FAD binding. NCBI's taxonomy places the organism in Eukaryota, Metazoa, Arthropoda, Insecta, Hymenoptera, Athaliidae. Gene Ontology annotation, biological process: steroid metabolic process. The record is from RefSeq and is a predicted model, not a curated record.
UUUAGAAAUUCAACUCCCAUAUUCGUGUAUCAUGUUUUAUUCAACAGAAUGAACUAUAAGUAACGUAGGGGGAAACAUAGAAGACUUAUUGAGCGAUUUAAGUGUCCUUAGUAACUAGUGCUGGUCUAGUAUUCGCAGAUCCGGUGAUGCGUGAAGACGGGUAGGCAGUCUAAUAAACGGCGAAUUACAUAACAUGUAACCUCGAGUUUUGUUUAUUAUUUUUUAUUUCGUAAAAAUUAAUACUUCAAGACAUCAACGAUAUCAAAAAGCACGCUAAUAAGUUUUUCAAUUCGUUACUUAUAGAUUUUACUUGCAAUUACAACAACGCGUUGAUGGCAUAUAUGCCGAAAAUCAAUCCCACGCAUUUCAAAAUUUGGCGCAGUUUGGGCGAAAAAAUAAUUCAUUUUUUUUGUGUUCCAAUAAAGUAACUGGAAAUCGGAAAUUCUUCAUCUUCCUGGUUUCGCGAGCUUAUACUUGCCUACCCUAUUUUAGUGGGGAAAUUUGUAUUCAAAGAAUACACAUUUGCACUCAAAGAAUUUGGACCUAUGCUUUUUUGGGAACAUAAAUUUGCGCGAUGUUUGAUCAAUUUGACUUGUUCGUCGAGCACGUGCUCAUCAAUUAUCGAUGGUUGUUUGUCAUAUUUUUUUUGAUGCCAAUUUCCCUUGCCUUUGAUGUAUUUUACUACACAAGAAAUUGGAUCGUAUUCAAACUUUGUAGUGCUCCGAAAUUGCACGAAAAAAAAAUAAGGGAUGUUCAGAGGCAGGUUAAAGAAUGGCAAGAAAGUGGAUCAGGCCGCCAGAUGUGUACAGCGCGACCAGGAUGGCAGACAAUGAGCUUCAAGCAAGCACCGUACAAGUCUUCCAUGUACAAAAUUAACAUCCACUUAGUAGAUGUUCUGGAAGUCAACGUUGAAGAGCGUUACGUAAGAGUCGAGCCUGCGGCGACAAUGGGCCAGUUAACAGCAACUUUAGUCCCUCUUGGAUGGACUUUGCCUGUCUUACCGGAAAUGGAUGAUUUGACCGUUGGUGGCCUUGUGAUGGGAACAGGGAUAGAGACUAGUUCGCACAAGUUUGGAUUGUUUCAACAUAUUUGUCUCGCCUAUGAGAUCGUUCUUUCUGAUGGGUCCAUAGUAACAUGCUCCAAGGAAAGCGACCCUGACCUUUUUUAUUCCAUUCCGUGGUCCUAUGGUACCCUGGGAUUUCUUUUAUCAGUUAAAAUACAAAUUAUACCAGCUCUCAAGUAUGUUAAACUGGAAUAUGAGCCUGUAACAUCCCUAAAAGAAGCAUGCGAAGUAUUUCAAAGACAAACAUUCCAAAAGGACGACAAUCAGUUUGUCGAAGGCCUUAUGUUUUCCAAAGAACAAGGGGUUAUCAUGACAGGUAAUAUGACUUCUACAGCAGAGGAACACCUGGUUAAUCGUAUCGGCCGCUGGUACAAGCCCUGGUUUUUCAAACAUGUUCAGACUAAAUUUAACGGCGAACCAAGAACGGAAUACAUUCCUUUACGAGAUUAUUAUCAUCGUCAUACGAGGUCCUACUUCUGGGAAGUGCAGGAUAUUAUUUCGUUUGGUAACCAUCCGUUAUUUAGGCUGUUACUUGGAUGGAUGAUGCCACCAAAAGUUUCACUUCUAAAACUGACACAAAUACCUGCAAUUAAAAAGCAAUACGAACAGAAACAUGUCAUCCAAGAUUUGUUGGUCCCUAUUGAACAUCUCAGAGACAGUAUUCUCAAGUUCGACAAAGCUGUACAGGUCUACCCGCUAUGGUUGUGUCCGUUCAAACUCAAACCAGAACCAGGAUUGGUGAAUUCAAGAACCACGAAGGAGGAAAUGUACGUUGAUGUAGGAGUUUAUGGUGUGCCAAAAGUUGCAAAUUUUAAGCCAGUGGAGACAACGAGAGACAUAGAAGAAUUUGUUCGCAAAGUGAAAGGGUAUCAGAUGCUCUAUGCUGAUACUUAUACGACAAGAACAGAAUUUCGUAAAAUGUUUAAUCACAGUCUGUAUGAUGAAGUAAGAACGAGGCUGCGAUGCAAAGAGGCCUUUCCAGAGAUCUAUGACAAAGUUAAAAAAAACUAUAAGGCAGUAGCCAGUGAGCUUUGAGAGCUAGUUUGUUCGCAGAGAAUAGAUAAUGAUUAAAUUUAGCUAGAUAUACACCAAUUUUUGUUCUUUCCGAAUAAAUUAACAAACAAAAUUUUAUCAACAAGAUGUGAUUGAAAAUAUAACUGUUCUUCGUACACACCGCAAAAUGUGUCACAAUA